Symbiodinium natans is the source of this 378-nucleotide messenger RNA. The record is from the annotation of a GenBank genome assembly. Lineage: Eukaryota; Dinophyceae; Suessiales; Symbiodiniaceae.
AUGCUUGUGUUCUUGGUCCAAGAGGGUCAAUCUUACCAUAUCGUUUGCUCCUUUGCUGUUGCGACGAAGACUUUUGACAACGAUUGUCGGGCAAGCCGGCAGGCCGGCUUGCCAUGUCGCAGUUGGUCGCUGUGCCGAAAAACCGCGUGUCGUGUCGUGAAGAUGGGAAACGGCCAAAGAGCCGUGCCAGAUUGCGAGACCUCACAGACGACGGCCCGGGUGGGGCCAACGUGGUGGCGGAGCAGGACAGCGGAGCAGACGACGCAGGAGCAUGCUGUUGAAUUUAAUCUGCCGGAUGCGGCUCUGGAGAUGCACAGGGACGUGGAUGCUGAACUGAGGGUCAAAGGUGAGAGUGUAGUUGAUGUAGUUGAUCUCUGA